AUGGACGCUGUGAUGAUUCAAGAUGAUAAUAAAUGGAAUUGCUCAUUUUUGAAGGAUGUUUGUGAUGAAGAAAGCAUGCAAAUGAAGGUGCCACCACCAUCACCUCAGGAUGCGUCCAUGUUGGAAGCCGUUUUUUCCCAGCAUUUAUCCGCUAAAAUUCAUGCUGUUGUGAAUCCAAGUCAUGAUUCAGCGCAAGAACAUGCUCAGGCAUUGGAGCGAUUGCUACUGACACAUAGAAAACAUCCAUUAAAGAGACACACUUAUCAUAAAAGACCCUCUCGUAUUCCUAUCUUAUCGACGCGCAUCAUUCAUAAAAAAAACAAAAGAUUAUCAAUGCAACAAGAUGCAUUAGCAAAUGCUCUGGAGAAGGUCCACAUUUCCCAUCAUCACUCUGCUGGGGAAAAGAAAAAGGCAUCUGCUAAACGCCCUUGUAUAAACGGGUUGGUUACCAUGGUGAUGAACAAAUCCAAAAAGAAUGAUUGUAGUGCGCAAGAAACCAUCAUUCAAGACAUUAAAGACAUGGCCAUUUGA
Molecule: messenger RNA, 531 nt
Organism: Mucor velutinosus
Lineage: Eukaryota; Fungi; Mucoromycota; Mucoromycetes; Mucorales; Mucoraceae
Exons: 1
Coding region: 1-531 (176 amino acids)
Source: RefSeq, a predicted model, not a curated record